Prunus persica (peach) is the source of this 1338-nucleotide messenger RNA. Its product is annotated as carboxylesterase 1. The transcript has a single exon. NCBI's taxonomy places the organism in Eukaryota, Viridiplantae, Streptophyta, Magnoliopsida, Rosales, Rosaceae. Bases 186 to 1118 code for a protein of 310 amino acids. Gene Ontology annotation, molecular function: hydrolase activity. The record is from RefSeq and is a predicted model, not a curated record.
GGACCUGAUAAACAAUUUCCGAAACUUAUUUUUCAAGGGUACAUCAUCAUCUCAAUAAAUAAUAUUAGGAUAAAAUUAAUUUAAAUCAAACCACCAUAAAAGUAGAAGAAAAAAAAAAGUAGCCAUGUUGUUGGGUAACUCCUAUAAGAAGAAGAAGAAUCCCAAACUACAAGUAAAAGAUUACCAUGUCCAAUUUGAUUCCCAACCCAGACGGCACAUACACCCGUCUCAUAACACUUCCAAUCGUACCAGCCCAGCCCGACCCAUCCUCUUCAACCACUCGGGUCCUCUCCAAAGACAUCUCGGUAAAUCCGAAAACCGAAACCAUGGUACGACUAUUCCUACCCCGUGAGGUCCUCGAUUUACCCGCCCCUAGAAUCCCUAUCAUUUUUUACUACCACGGUGGCGCUUUUAUUUUCCUCAGUGCCACGUCAUCCAUCUUCCACGAAUUCUGUUCUACCAUGGCUCUCCAACUCCAAGUCCUCAUCGUCUCCCUAGAGUACCGCCUCGCACCCGAACAUCGUCUCCCCGCGGCUUAUGACGACGCCGUGGAUGCGCUGCACUGGAUUAAAACCACCAAAGAAGAGUGGAUCGCAAAAUUUGCUGAUCUUUCCAAUUGUUUCUUAAUGGGUACGAGUUCCGGUGGGAACCUGGCUUACCAUGCUGGGCUUCGCGCUUGUGAAGUGAGUCAUCAUCUUGACCCUCUGAAAAUCAAAGGGCUGAUAUUGCACCAUCCAUUCUUUGGUGGGUCUGAGAGGACCGGGUCGGAGCUGGUCAUGGAGGAUGACCCGAUUUUGCCACCUCGCGUCUGUGAUGCAGCGUGGAAAUGGGUGUUGCCUGUGGGCGCAGACCGUGACCAUGAGUAUUGCAAUCCGGCGGUAAGUAAAGAAUUCGAGCGUUGCGUUGCGAUUCGGGUAAUGGGUUGUCGGGUCUUGGUUGCGGGUUGUUUCGGGGACCCAUUGAUUGACCGUCAGAUGGAGUUGGGGAAGAUGUUAGAGGGGAAAGGUGUACGGACAAUGACCCAUUUUGGCAAUGGUUUUCAUGGUUUGGAGGUAUCUGACCCGUCCAAAGCCCCAGCCUUGUUCACCGUCUUGAAAAACUUCAUAUAUGAAUUAUAAUUAUUAAUUGCUUAUCAUUAAUGAUUAGAAAAUUUAUAAUUAAUUGUUGAGUGGUGAGAGCUGAAUCAGUGAAUAACGCUGCGUUCCAAUCCAAUUUUAUAUCACAAUUAUAAAAUGAUUAUGAUUAUCACAUGUGAUGUGAGGUGGAAUUUCACAAAAGGAUACCUUUCAGAGCUUCAUAUAAAUACCAAAUACUGAACGAAACAAGAAUUUGUUACAA